Diatraea saccharalis (sugarcane borer) is the source of this 1149-nucleotide messenger RNA. The record is from the annotation of a GenBank genome assembly. NCBI's taxonomy places the organism in Eukaryota, Metazoa, Arthropoda, Insecta, Lepidoptera, Crambidae.
AUGUCGAACGGUAAAAUGUGUGGAGGAUGUCGGCGCGUCAUAGAGGACAGACGCUUUUUAUACUGCGGCGGUUGUAAACAAUUCUAUGACCUAAACUGUGCAAAUGUAUCAGAACAGCGCUUCUACAACACUUUCACCAAAGAGCACAGAGAGGCAUGGAGAUGUGUGCUUUGCAAGAGUGGACAACCGAAAACCGACAACACUAAUACUCCUGUUCGUGCUGGUGCUGACGGUGUUACGGUUCAGCGUGGAGCUUCAGUAAGGAGUCCUCAACAAUUGGAUAUUAUGUCUAUUGUGGAACAGCCAAUGUCUCUUAACGACACUACUCACAGUAUGAACAUCGAAGUUAUCGACUUUCAAUCUUUUGUGAUGGAGAUGCGCGCUUUUAGACAGGAGAUGCGUGAUGAGAUUAGGUCAAAUCGGUCGAGAAUAGAGCGUCUCAGCGAGACCGUACUUUCCCUGUCGGAUAAGGUUAUCGAGUGCGAAGAUCGUAUUGUGAUGAUGAACGAGCGGAUUAACAGCCUGGAAAACCGCGUUAGUAAGGUGCAAACUGACACCUCACUCGCAGCAUCCGUCGAACAACUGAAAGCGGAAUUGAAUGACCGUGACCAAGAUUUAUUAUUGAACGACGUUGAAAUUUCCUGUAUACACGAACAAAAAGGAGAGGGGCUACUUCAUGUUGUCACAGUUUUGGCGAGUAAACUGGGUGUUAACUUGGCCCCACAAGACAUCGUGAGUGCCACACGCGUUGGUCGGGCGCCUGAGCCGGUGGAAGCUGAAAAGUCGCUCGUAGCCCGCCCGCGCCCCAUCGUGGUUCGGCUGGCGCGUCGCGUUGUGCGUGAUCAAUUGCUGCAGGCGGCGCGUGUCCGCCGGGGUGCCACGACUGAGGGCACAGGACUGCCGGGUACAUCACGCCGCUACUAUAUUAAUGAAAGGUUGACAAAAGCAAACAGGCACCUAUUCCGUCGGACGCGCGAGCUAUGUAGCCGGUUAAACUGGCGAUAUGUGUGGACGAGGGAUGGCCGUAUCUUCGUGCGUCAGUAUUAUGGGAAGGACGCUCCUCGUCUUAGGAUCCGCACGGAGGCUGACCUCGAACGUGUUUUUGGCCGAGACGCGGUUAGUGCUGCUAAUAAUAAUGUAUCUGCCUGA